GAUCAGAAUCAUAGUACAGCACAGGAGUUCGACGAGUACAAAUCAAUACACCACAGUACAGUAGGACGAAAAAGUCAGUGUACAGUCAGUUUAACUUGAGAGUAAAAUCCUUCGAAAACACAUACAAAAUGUUCACUUUGUUCGGUCUAUUCAUCAUCGGUUUGGGUGCCACUACCGCCAUCGAAUUGGGACAUGCACCACUCUUGCUCAAGCCGGCGCUAGUCAAGACCGUCGAAGUCGAAGCACCAGCUCACUAUGAGUUCUCCUAUUCGGUGCGCGAUGAUCACACCGGUGACAUUAAGAGCCAAACGGAAUCCCGUAAAGGCGAUGUGGUGCAAGGACAAUAUUCAUUAGUCGAUGCUGAUGGCUAUCUACGCACCGUUGAUUAUACAUCCGAUGCCCACAAUGGCUUCAAUGCUUUAGUGCGUCGUGAUCCACUUGGUCAAAAGGUGGUUAAGGCUAUUGCACCGGUAGCCAAAGUACUCGCACCCAUUGCCAUAGCACCGAAAUUACCAUUGCUCUCCUUGGGUCUGGGGGGUAAGUACUGAGCAUAGUCAAUGGCAAUGAAGCGACUUCGUACGAUUAGCAACACAGUUGGUUGAACGAGCAGUUGAUUCAGCACAUUGUCACACAACCAAAUCAUUGAGAAAUCAUUAAGCAAUGCAUCAUCUUUUGUUAAACAAAUCAAUUCUACGGGUAGUUUACAUUUAAAUAUAUAUAUACCAUACAUGUAUAAACGUCAUAUCUAGAUUUUUUUAAGUUCACUACAUUUUGAAUAUUCACGCGUCAACCACGAAACACUACAUACAAAUACACAAACAAUUUUAAGUUGAAUACUUUUUUAUUUGAAAACACCACCGCAGCAAUAUUCAAGCAAUCAUUAGCGACUCCUGUAGGUACACUAAGCGUGCCACAUCAGGCACGUGACCCUUCUGGUCAGCAUUAACCUUUAGGCUCAACACGUUCUACUCUUACAUUCACAUAUAACAUGUUAGCACAGUUUUUGAUUUUCGUUCGUUCGAUAUCACGUCUUAAGAAUCGCCCGAUUGCGCUCCUGUUUCUGCGAUAUAUUGAGUUACUAGUGCCGCAGCAUCAUCGACAGUGUUUUUGUUUUUCGUUUUAGUUCAUUUCAUUAUUCUAACAUUUAUGAAACACUGCUUUGUUUAAAUUUCCAUAACACUUCUAUAUUUCACUUAACAGUAAAGCUAUUGUAUGUUAACUUGUUAUAAAUAUGUUUACACAUAAAAUUAUUUGCAAUUUGCUGUAUAGAAAGCACUUUAUGCAUUUUGAAAUAAAACUAGAAUGCGAUUAU
This is a messenger RNA of Bactrocera dorsalis (oriental fruit fly), 1312 nucleotides long. RefSeq names its product cuticle protein (gene Cpr30F). Gene Ontology annotation, cellular component: extracellular matrix. The transcript has 2 exons. NCBI's taxonomy places the organism in Eukaryota, Metazoa, Arthropoda, Insecta, Diptera, Tephritidae. The record is from RefSeq and is a predicted model, not a curated record. Bases 129 to 548 code for a protein of 139 amino acids.